GCGGAGGGAGGCCAAGGCGGAGGGGGCUUUCGGGGCGUGGAGAAGGGGGCGGGGCCAGCUCGGGAGGCCCCGCCCCCAGGGAGGUGACGGAGUCAGCCGGGCGGGAACAAGGAGAGCCGCCGCUAGUUUCUUCUCUUAACGCUGGGACGCAGCGGGUAGCCAGCUAGCCAUGCGGGACUACGACGAGAUCAUCGCCUUCCUGGGCGAGUGGGGCCCCUUCCAGCGGCUGGUCUUCUUCCUGCUCAGCGCCAGCAUCAUCCCCAACGGCUUCAACGGCAUGUCGGCGGUAUUCCUGGCCGGCAUCCCCGAGCACCGCUGCCGCAUCCCGGCGGGGGCCAACCUGAGCGCGGCGUGGCUCAACGCGAGCGUCCCGCUGGAGGAGCGUGGCGGGAAGGUGGUGGCCCAGCGGUGCCGGCGCUACAGCCUCCGCGCCCUCAGCAACCUCUCCGCCCAGGGGCUGCUCCCGGGAGACGUGGACCUGGCCGCCCUCGAGCAGGAGCCCUGCCUCGACGGCUGGGACUACAGCACCGAGCCCUACCUCGCCACCAUCGUCAGCCAGUGGAAUCUAGUAUGUGAUGAUGACUGGAAAGUCCCCCUGACGACAUCUUUGUUCUUUGUGGGAGUGCUGCUUGGAUCUUUUAUAUCAGGACAACUCUCAGACAGGUUUGGCAGAAAGGCAAUUCUGUUUGCAACCAUGGGUGUGCAGACAGGUUUCAGCUUCCUACAGAUCUUCUCAACCAGCUGGGAAAUGUUCACAGUGCUUUUUCUUAUAGUUGGCAUGGGGCAGAUUUCAAACUACGUUGUGGCCUUCAUAUUAGGCUCAGAAAUUCUUGGCAAAUCAGUUCGUAUUAUAUUCUCUACGUUAGGAGUUUGCAUAUUUUUUGCAAUUGGCUACAUGUUGCUGCCACUAUUUGCUUACUUCAUCAGAGACUGGCGGAUGCUGCUACUGGCUCUUACUUUACCUGGGGUGCUCUGCGUUCCACUGUGGUGGAUCAUUCCUGAGUCUCCCCGUUGGUUGAUUUCUCAAGGAAGAUUUGAAGAAGCUGAAGUAAUUAUUCGGAAGGCUGCACAAAAAAAUGGGAUUCCAGCCCCAGCAGUAAUCUUUGAUUCCACAGAGGUGCAGGAUUUGAAGAACAGGCAGCAGAAAGGCAUGCUUCUUGACUUGUUCAGGACCCCAAAUAUUGCCGUUAUCACAGUCAUGUCACUUUUCUUGUGGAUGAUUACAUCUAUUGGUUACUUUAGCUUGUCACUCAGCACCCCCAACUUGCAUGGGGAUGUCUACCUCAACUGCUUCCUGUCUGCAUUAACAGAAGUUCCAGCCUGUGUGAUUGCUUGGUUACUUCUCCGAACAUUACCUCGGCGUUAUUCAAUAUCUGGCACACUCUUCUUGGGAGGAGGAAUUAUCCUAUUUCUUCAGCUAGUACCUCAAAACCUCCACAUUCUCUCUGUCACUUUGGUGAUGUUGGGGAAGUUUGGAGUCACAUCUGCCUUCUCCAUGCUUUACGUUUACACUGCGGAAUUGUACCCAACUAUAGUGAGAAACAUGGCAGUGGGUGCUGCCUCCAUGUCGUCCCGGGUGGGCAGCAUCAUUGCUCCUUACUUUGUUUACCUUGGUGCCUAUGAUAGGUUUCUGCCAUAUAUCCUUAUGGGCAGCCUUACUGUGCUGAUAGGAAUUCUUACCCUCUUCCUACCAGAAAGUUAUGGAAAUCCUCUUCCAGAAACAUUUGAAGAGAUGUUACAAAUCAAAGGAUUCAGAAAUAGAAAAAACACCUACAAAAUAGGGAAUUCAACGCAACAUGAACUGAACAGCAAGAACCUGCGAACAUCAUUUUAAUCAUAUAUAGCUGACGUUGACAGAAUGGACAACCAGGACUUGUUAGCAAAUGUUUCUGAAGAUAAAUGAAAAGUCAUUAAAUCUACUAGGAAGAGGUUGUCUUACUGCUGACAGUUCACAAUACUGCUGUACCAAAAUGAGUGGUUUGUGGUUAAGUUUCUGUUGGUAUGUAUAAAAGUUCCUAGUAGUUCUUUUUGUGCCUUGAUUUUAGGACUAGUUGAGAUUUUUUUUUAAAGUCUUAAGCACUUUCAUCUCCUCAGUUUGGAUAAAAUGCAUUAAAAAAUAAGGCCAUUAAUCAUUAUUGAGAGAAGGGAGAUACGGACUGCAUAGAAUCUUCGAGCUGAAGUGUCAACACACCAAGUUCUUUUGAGCUCCAUGUGCCACUUUUCAAAACCCCUGAGUAGAACUGAAUAGCUAAGAGUCUAGUCUGCCAAUGUUGAUGUGUUGUUUGCUUAGGUGUUUUUGGAAAUGAAUACUUUUGAGGCAGGGCUAUUAUAAAAAGAAUAAAAUAAAAUGUAAAAGCCUAAUCCUAAUAAAUAUAGGUACAGACAUUUACAAACUUUUAAGAAAGUAGAAUAUAUUAUUUGGAGAUUGAUAGUCAGGUGUAAACUUCAAUAAUAUUUAUCUCUAUGCAUCAUACCCAUUGAUAGCUAUAAAGGUUCAGCUACAUAACAUCAAUUGGCAUUAACCCAGUGGUGUUUCUUUGGGAGCUUGCCAGAGCAUAAAUCAGGCAUACUCAAACUACAGCCUUCCAACUGUUUGGGCCUCCAACCCGCAGAAUCCCUGAUCAUUGAAUAAACUGGCUAAGGCUUCUGGGAGUUAGAGGCUGAAACAGCUGGAGGGCUGCAGUUUGAGGAUGCUUGGCAUAAAGACAGAAAAAAAAUCUACAAAUUACUACAGCCCCUCAAGCCUCUUUUACUUCUGGGAUAUACAGAAAUGCUAUUCACUGGGUUCAAACCCACAGCUGUAAAGAAGCAAAGUUCCUGGGACCAGAAUUAAUACAAAUAAGAUCCUGUGGUACACUUGUGUAAUCCAGCCAAAGACAUAUAUAUUAUGACUUCGGAGUGUUUUUCCUUUUUGUGUUUAUGCCACAGGUUAUACAUACCUACUCUUGGUGCAAAAUAAAACAAGUAUUUUGAAAAAAAGACAUGGUAUUUCAGCUAAAAUACAUUUGACAGUUGUAUCUUUUGGAGAUUUUGAACAAAUUUGUAACAGAAAAACAAAUACUAGUGAGGUAUUGACUUUACAUGUCAGGCAUUUGUGCCAAGUUCGUAUAUAAAAUAUGUAUUCAAAGCAAAAUUUCCCUCCUUUGUUAACACAAGGAAUAUACAUUUCAUAAUCCUUUCAUUGAUGAUACACAAUCUCCUGAAACAAUUCUCGUCAGAAAGAGAGGACUAGUUCAUAUGUUGUCAGCAGCAGUAGUUAGGAUGCUAUUGAUGUUUGCUGCUGUAUCUGCUCCUACGUCAGAGCUGAUAACGUGUAAUUCAGAACAGCAGUGUACAGGCUUGAUAAAUUAAUGCAUUAAUCAACGACUAAAAUAUUAGCUCUUUCUUAAUCAGUUCCUAAAGUUCAAUGUCAGCAGCACAGGAAAUCACAUCCUAGCUGUUUAUAUAAUUAAUCCAUAUGAUCAGUAGUAAAUAGCAAAACUAUUGAGAGUUCAUGAUUCCAAAAUCCACUGUUAUUUCCCCAAGAAUGUAAAGCCUUCUUGAUAUGUCAGAUAAUGAUGUUUUGCUGUAUCUGCUUUGUUUAUGAUGUCUUUUACAUAAUAUCCAUAGCUUAAUGUGUAUUAUGAUUCUGUGAAUGUCUCAAAAGCUUGGAAGGUUGUGGUUUUGAACCAGAAACUCCAAUGUUUGUUUUUCCAGGUUUGAACAAUAUUUCCCUCUUCACCCAUGUUCUCCUGCUUGAUCUGUAGUCAGGAAAACUCUUUUAUGUUUUCCCCAUAUCAAAUUAAGAACUCUAGUAAUCAUUCCCAAAGGAUUGUGUUUUCUUUUUGUUUUUUUGUCUCAAAACUUUUAAGCAGUAAACACAGUCUUUGGUAAACAGGACCAAGUCAUAAUUGUUUUCUAAAUAAACAGUUCAGCUCUACAACAGAAAAGGUUGUUUACAUUGUCUAUUGUAAAUCUUCAAUAUGUCAAAAUACUCUAUAUUUAUGUAGAUAUUUUAUACAAAAAUAUUGGAUUCUGAUCAUGUUUCAUAUUAUUGUAAUUGUCACUGUUUCUAAAAUUUACACUUGAUAUUAUUGUGGUAUUUUUGUGGAAGAUUCAACUUUACCCAGGUUUCUUUGACAUUUAAACUUCUCUGCAUUUUGGGGGAUUGUGACAUUGUAAAAUAAAGCCUUCAUUUGUGGAGGGAUCAAUUUUGUAAAGACUUUUCCAUGCAUGAUAUAGUGCAUAUUACAGGGGAGCAAUGACUGGAAUCAACUACAUGGUUAUAUGAUCUAAUCUAUAAAAUAUGUUUGAAUACUAAUGUAUUCAAAUAAUAAAAUCCAUCAUGUUACCUCCAUCAACUUGCUCUAAAACUGGAAGCUUAAGGAUGGAAAUGGAUUAUGUCUUAUUGCAGAUUUACAGUAUCAAAUUUGGAAAAGGUUGCUUCUUGCAGAGAGGGAUACUGUAUUUGGAAGAAAUUGUACAUCCUCUGUCAAAGGAUUUCUUUCAGGGAUUUGCUGUGUAAUGUUUGUAGUAUUCCAAAGAUUACAAAUUAAAAGAAGAAUUUGGGUGAGAAACUUCUGAUGCUGGCACCCAAUAAUAUGUUACUUCUAGCUGUAAAUCUUCCAGAAGUCUAGCCAAGCUUUGAUUAUCUCUUGGGAGACUUUGCUAGUGUUGAGUAGGGACUUGUUUGCAUUUCUGCUACAGGCCUCUACAAUGUUGAUCAUUAAGUGAAAAUUAUAAAGUAGUAUUUCAUUAUUAUUAUUUCUUUUGCUGUGAUCCUUGGGUGACAGAGAAGGCAAAGAUGGCUAUGCUUGGUGGAUCACAGACUUUGCUGUGUGGGCCUGUUCUUUUGCAACCUUCAUAAAGUGCCUCUUUGUUAGGCUUGUUGCAGUUUUCAAAAGAAUACAAAUGGAUUCACGAAAGUUUCUAAUACUAUGUAUAAAAGCUGCCCUUUGUGUAGAUCUCACCUAGCAGCUCUUUCACUUGUCUCUCCAAUAUCAUAUCUGACUAUAGUACAAUGUUUCUUCAGGAUUUUUGAAAUGCACUAUAUACUACCUUGAUGCACAGCCUUUUUCUUUUUCUAUAUUGGAGCUUUUAAAAUGCACUGGUCAAUUUUCUAUUGAAGUGACGGGAUAAUUGGUUUUAUAAGAUGCAGAAAAAUAUAUAUAUGGCGUAAGAUACAAGAUUGGUACUAGUCGUGUUAAGAGCAUAAGAAGUAGCCUUAUACCAAGCCAAACCAUUAGUUCAUCUAGUCCAGUACUGCCAAUCCUGACUGGCAGCAGCUCUCCUUUACUACUCCUAGCUGGAAAUCCAUAUUGUGACCUGCUGGUCUCCAGGUAUUAACCAGGCCAAACUUUGAUGAGCUUCUGAAAUCCAAGAUCAGUGUACUCAGGGUUAUAAGGUGGUGCAAACCUAAUGCAAUUGCUAAAUAGGAAGGCAGUAAAUACCAUUUUAGGAGAUAUCUCUUCCUGGAAGUGGAAGAGUAAGGACUGAUUUAACACCAAAUGAUAUAUGGAUGCAUUCAUCUGUAUAGAACAGUACACUUCUUUAUAGGGAGAACUCUGUGGUUAAUGUUUCAUUGUGUUCUCAACCGCUGUUUUUUCAUAUAAUAUACACCAAAAUAAAGGCCAUCUGAUUACCAGGUAA
Molecule: messenger RNA, 5628 nt
Organism: Anolis carolinensis (green anole)
Lineage: Eukaryota; Metazoa; Chordata; Lepidosauria; Squamata; Anolidae
Gene: slc22a4
Product: solute carrier family 22 member 4
Exons: 10
Coding region: 170-1834 (554 amino acids)
Biological process (GO): carnitine transport; transmembrane transport
Cellular component (GO): membrane
Molecular function (GO): ATP binding; quaternary ammonium group transmembrane transporter activity
Source: RefSeq, a predicted model, not a curated record